This is a messenger RNA of Linnemannia hyalina, 363 nucleotides long. The record is from the annotation of a GenBank genome assembly. NCBI's taxonomy places the organism in Eukaryota, Fungi, Mortierellomycota, Mortierellomycetes, Mortierellales, Mortierellaceae.
AUGUCAACCGUCGUACUGGAAACCUCCAUGGGAGAGAUCACCAUCGAGCUCUACACAGAGCACGCACCAAAGACCUGCAAAAAUUUUUAUGAGCUGGCAAGGAAAGGCUACUACAAUGGAGUCGUCUUCCACCGCAUUAUCCCAGACUUUAUGAUUCAAGGAGGAGAUCCAACAGGCACUGGCCGUGGAGGCAAAUCCAUUUAUGGAGACAAGUUUGCUGAUGAAUUCAACUCAGCUCUGAAGCACUCGGGAGCCGGCAUCCUCAGCAUGGCCAACUCUGGACCCAACACAAACGGAUCACAGGCAUAUGCCAGCGACCGUCCCAAGGAGGCCGUCAAGAUCAUUAGUGCCCGAGUCGAAUAA